AUGGUGAACGUCCAGAAACAAUCUGUUCUGGACACUCAUCCUCUGAAUGCAGAAAAUAACCAUGAUCGCCAGUUCCGAAAUUUAAUAUUCGCUUCGGAGAGUUAUCAUCCAUUAUUUGAUGGAUUAUCGGAAGAGUCUCUAGAGCCUUUAUUAUCCAAAAUGUUAAUGGUGAACAAGAUGGGAUGGAACAAUAAUUCCGAAAAUAUACAUCAUUCCAUUGACCUUAAUUCUCAAAGAAAUUCGUUUCUCGACGUCGAGAGUCAAGUGAAUGAACAAUCCAACAGAUUAUCAUCGAAUCAUAAUGAAAUUCGUCAUUUUCAAAAUUUUGAAACUACAGAUGGUUCCACUACUCCACCAACACAACGGCUACACAAACGUGAAAAUGAUGACAGUACUGAUUUUUCUCCUUAUUUUUUACAACGGAGAUUAGCUGUUUCAAAAAGUUCUGAAUUUUCUCUUUUUGAAUGGUUUAACUAUUGGUUCAAAGGAUUAACGCUGUUCUUUUCAACGUAUGGUGCUAUCAGUAAUCCACAUAAAUAUAUUGAAGAAAAUCCACAACUACCUGAUCGAAUGACACAUGACUUUUAUUCAAGAGUUUAUAAAUUUAAUAAGCAGGAAUAUUUAGAUGCAAUGCAGAAUGCUGAUUAUUGCGUGCAUGCUCCAAUGACGUACAAUUAUGAAGAUUGUAUGCAAUUCAAAAGAUAUAUUACAAUCAUGGGUACUGCCUGUGGAGCAGUACUUGGCAAUGGAUUUUCGUUUAUCUACAACUUUGGUAAUACUACCAAUCGAAGACUCUUGUUGCCAUAUAUUGUUAAAGGGUCAAUCAUUGGAUUUGUGUUUUCUCGUUUUGUCUUGGCACCCAGGAGAGAAAGUUGUUUUGAACAAAUUAUCAAUCAGGCUCUCUCAGAAAGAAUUAUCAAUAGAGGAUAUAACAACAUGAUGAAAUAUUACGAGUCGAUCAAGCAUCACAAUCCAGAAAAUGGAAUGCCAUUAAAUUGGUAUCCAAACCAAUUGGAUCAGUCGCAACGCGAUUAUUUGAAUCAGAGAAUGCAAGAACACUAUGCAAACGCACUCAAAACUGCUGUAUGCAGUAGUGCCUCAAAAGCAGGUAUGAAUUGCAAGGAUGAGAUUGAAUGGAAGAUCUACCUUGACAAGAACUUUCCAAAAGAAUAUCCUUCACAUCGAAAACAUUUUAAAUUUCUGUAA
Molecule: messenger RNA, 1206 nt
Organism: Naegleria fowleri
Lineage: Eukaryota; Heterolobosea; Eutetramitea; Acrasida; Naegleriidae
Exons: 1
Coding region: 1-1206 (401 amino acids)
Source: RefSeq, a predicted model, not a curated record